GAUGAUGUGAUCGACCAUGCAGUUACUGAUCAGCCUUGUCCUUGAAUGAUUAGCUGCAGGCGUAAGUCAGAACCCUCCAACACGUAUGCUCAUUCAUAAGGGUGCAUCGCGCUGCUGGUUUGUCUGUUUCACCUGAUCUCGCGGUGGCUCUGCUCUAGCCUGGUGGGAUUUGUCGGCGCAAAAUAGAGCACACAUAUGAUGGCCACCAUGAAGCCGAAAGAGGAAUACUGUGAUGGCCCGGAUACCAAAGCAGAAAGGACGCCGUCGGAUACAGAGUCACCAGUAGAAGAUCCGGAUCCAGCUCCCGGUGAAACCGAGGUUUACUCGACCUUCUCUCGUCGAACAAGAGCAUUGAUUGUCCUGAUAGCUUCGGUGGCCAGUGUUUUCUCCUCCUUGUCGGCAAACAUCUACUUGCCCGCAACUGACACUAUUGCCGACCAGUUCCACGUGAGCGACACCUUGAUAAACCUUACGUUGUCAACAUAUAUGAUCUUCCAAGGUCUCGCGCCCACUUUUUUUGGCGGGCUUGCCGACAAUGCAGGGCGGCGGCCAGCGUAUAUCCUUUGCUUCAUCGCGUAUAUCGCCGCCAACAUCGGGCUCGCCCUGCAGCGCAACUACGCCGCGCUGCUCGUUCUGAGAUGUCUCCAGAGUGCUGGCGGUAGCAGCACUAUUGCGCUCGCUAAUGCUAUUGUUGCUGACGUCGUCACUACCGCCGAGCGCGGCAAGUACAUUGGAUAUGUGUCGGCCGGCUUCAUCAUUGGCCCGUCGGUAGGGCCUAUAAUCGGGGGCCUUUUGACGCAGUUCCUAGGCUGGCCCUUCAUAUUCUGGUUGCUGGCAAUCCUUGCAAGUGCUUUCUUCAUCGUGCUAGUGCUUUUUCUUCCCGAAACUGCCCGUAAGGUUGUCGGCAAUGGCUCACGAUCUCCCCCAAUAUGGAACCUGUCGGGGCUACAGCUCUGUUCUCGACGUCAACGGGCCGAGGCUCAUUCCUCGGCGGGCAUUCAUCUUCGUUUCCCCAACCCGCUCAAGGCUCUCACCAUUAUUUUCCACAAAGAUGUUUUUCUGAUCCUUUUGGGAAAUGGUGUGGCUAUCGCAGGCUAUUUUGCUGUCACAGGUACCAUCACCUCGCAGUUCAGCCGCAUAUACGGCUUCAACGAGGUGCAGAUCGGUCUGUGCUAUCUUCCCCUUGGCGUGGGCAAUCUGAUCGCUGCAUAUACACAAGGUAAAAUAACAGACUGGAACUAUCGACGGCACGCAAGCAGCCAAGGCAUUGAUAUUUCCAGCAAUCGCCGACCUGACUUGGACAAAUUUGCCAUCGAACGCCCCCGUGCUGAAGUCGUCUUGCCGCAGGCAAUCGGGGAAGCAUUGAGCAUGAUUGCGUAUGGCUGGGUUUUGCACUACGAGACCAAUCUUGCAGGCCCACUCGUUCUCCUUCUUCUCAUUGGGUAUACUUCUGCAGCAGUAAUGAAUACCUUGAGUGCGUUGAUGGUUGAUAUCUACCCCGAGAGUCCGGCGAUGGCAACAGCUGCCAUGAAUCUCACACGAUGCUGGCUCGGAGCUGGCGCAGCUGCUGCAAUUCUUCCUAUGAUUGACGCCAUCGGUAACGGAUGGGCUUUUACUGUAAUUGGGUUCAUGUGUUUUGUGUGCGUGCCAGCGAUGGUAGUGGUCUGGCUUUGGGGUUAUGACUGGCGCAGACAGCGACAUUGACGGAAAGUCGUCUCUAGGAGGAUUAUCUUAGCCAUUGAGUUAUAUCAUCUAAUCUAACACAAGGGCGCUUCUUUGAUUGGCUAGUACGAUGUAGCAUGUAGCAUGUUGCAUGAGCGUCGGGGGCUGACACAAGC
Messenger RNA from Aspergillus piperis CBS 112811, 1838 nucleotides. Its product is annotated as MFS transporter. The coding region runs from base 196 to 1704 and encodes 502 amino acids. Gene Ontology annotation, biological process: transmembrane transport. Gene Ontology annotation, molecular function: transmembrane transporter activity. The record is from RefSeq and is a predicted model, not a curated record. The transcript has 2 exons. Lineage: Eukaryota; Fungi; Ascomycota; Eurotiomycetes; Eurotiales; Aspergillaceae.